CUCGCUCUCGUUCUGAAACCAUGGCUCCUACUUACAUGCCUUCUGCUGAUUACUCAAAGCUUUCCAACAAGGAAAAACAUAAACUAAGAAAACCAGUGGUGGAAAAAAUGCGUCGCGAUCGCAUCAACAACUGCAUUGAACAGCUUAAGGUGAUGCUGGAGAAAGAAUUCCACCAGCAAGACCCCAACACCAAGCUGGAGAAAGCCGACAUUCUGGAGAUGACUGUCGUCUUCUUGAAGCAGCAGCUGCAAAGCCAGAUCUCAGCACCUCAGAAAGCUCACUGUGACGGUUACUCUCAGUGCUGGAGGGAAACCGUGAACUUCCUGUCUGCCAACUCCAAACUAGACGUGACUAUUCAGCAUCUCAACGGCUGUCAAGAAUCCCAGAGAGCGCAGAAAGAUUUGCCCGUGUCUCCACGUUCCUCCCCGAUCCACCAAGCUCCAAUCAAGCAAGAGAUCGAGAUCAGUGUAAACCGAGCUGUAUGGAGACCUUGGUAGAGAUCCUAAGUACUGAGACGCUCUCAUGUUAACCAGAUGGUAGUUUCGCCAUCUCUUAUGAUGUAGGAGAUUUGUAUUUCCACGUAUUUUGAAGAUGGAGUUUGAAAUAAAGAAAGAAUCAUCUUCUCUUUGAGAAGCA
Neoarius graeffei (lesser salmon catfish) is the source of this 636-nucleotide messenger RNA. RefSeq names its product hairy and enhancer of split-related 15, tandem duplicate 1 (gene her15.1). Gene Ontology annotation, molecular function: DNA-binding transcription factor activity, RNA polymerase II-specific; protein dimerization activity; RNA polymerase II cis-regulatory region sequence-specific DNA binding. NCBI's taxonomy places the organism in Eukaryota, Metazoa, Chordata, Actinopteri, Siluriformes, Ariidae. Bases 21 to 497 code for a protein of 158 amino acids. The transcript has 2 exons. Gene Ontology annotation, cellular component: nucleus. Gene Ontology annotation, biological process: regulation of transcription by RNA polymerase II; anterior/posterior pattern specification; regulation of neurogenesis. The record is from RefSeq and is a predicted model, not a curated record.